AUGGCUUUUGCUGGCAUGUGGGGAGGAUUUUUGGACCGAAACGAGGAAAACAUUGAAAAAUCCAGCUUUGGAGGUCAAAUGCCAGCAGUGCGCUUGUAUGACGAGCGGGGGAAUCUGCUGGGACACGCGUCCCAAUACAAAACCAUUCCCGAAGGCAAUUUCAGGGACUAUGCCAUUGAGCCCUCUGACGGCAAUAAUCGACGGCCGUCAUACGUCCAACUCCUUGAGAAUGGCAACGACGCGAUCUGCAUUGCCGGCAUCGGGUUGAAGUUCCCGGACGGCAGUGAGGCUCUCAUCUACGGCGACAUCCCCCACAAGCUCUGUGGCUGGCAGGGUUUCAUAUCAACCACGGAAGUAGAUACCAAAGGGUCGGGUGCUAAUGGGCAUCGCCCGUAUUGUUUUUGGCUUGACGGUGACGAUACGGGGUACGUUAGCCAAGAAAAACAGCAACACCCACACAACCAAGUGGUCGGAUUCCACAUGCCGAGAAGCGUCAGCUUCCACAUACCGGACUUCGACGGCCAGAACGGCACCAUCGCGGCCUAUAAGAACGAUAAGGCGCUCAUGUGCGGAAGCGCGCCUCGCCUCGACGCCGAGUUCAAAAAGACGAGCUCGAUCCCCGUAUUCAAGCCGCAGUUGGUCUACCCGGAUGCUGGGAUUCCGGAGGAAGAGCAAAAGCCAACCUACUUGGAUCCUGCCUAUGUGCGCAAUCCGAACUCCACGAGGACGGCUAGAAGGGAACCAUGGCCUCUGAGCCAACAAGCCAGCAGUUACGACUGUAUAGCCGGUCUUUGGGGCGACAAGGACCAGUGCAAAGAGGGUCACAGCAUCCGGUCAGCAUCGCCCCUUGACGCGUCGGAGAAGCCGGGCGACGAGUCAGAAGGCCCCCGUGGUGAUGGCGUUGCCGCCUCAGCGCCUCCAGCACGCCCUUGGUACGAAAGCCAGCUCGUGGUCUCCAAGAGCAAGGAGUCGGCCUACUUCGCCGAGACGCUCUGCAACGACCCCACGGUGACAGGGCCAGACUAUGUCAACACGCACGAGGGCAAAUAUUGCGACAUGACUGCUAGCGUCGUUUGGCCCCUAUGUGGCAGCUCUGUCGUGGAGGACUGCUUCGACUUGGAGGCACGAGAGGCGGUCGGCAAGAUCCCUGGCAAUGCCACCGACCUCGACAAGGUGGAUGCGAUGAACGGCCUCAUCGGUGCCGUCUAUCUUGGCGCGCCGGUCGUCAAGAAGCUGACCCGAGUUGUGUUUAUGAACGAUGGCUAG
Cyphellophora europaea CBS 101466 is the source of this 1266-nucleotide messenger RNA. RefSeq lists its product as uncharacterized. NCBI's taxonomy places the organism in Eukaryota, Fungi, Ascomycota, Eurotiomycetes, Chaetothyriales, Cyphellophoraceae. The transcript is spliced from 3 exons. Bases 1 to 1266 code for a protein of 421 amino acids. The record is from RefSeq and is a predicted model, not a curated record.